Messenger RNA from Leptonychotes weddellii (Weddell seal), 793 nucleotides. NCBI's taxonomy places the organism in Eukaryota, Metazoa, Chordata, Mammalia, Carnivora, Phocidae. The record is from RefSeq and is a predicted model, not a curated record.
AUGGGAUGUUUUGGAAUCAACAGGGCUGGCUCUCGGAGAGUGGUGCACCUGGUGGGGCUGCUCUGCAUGGGGCUUGGGCUCUCCCCGAGGCUGGCCCAGCUCCUCACCGCCAUCCCGCUGCCUGUGCUUGGUGGGAUGCUUGGGGUGACCCAGGCCGUGGUUCUGUCUACUGGAUUCUCCAGCUUCCACCUGGCUGACAUUGACUCUGGGCGGAAUGUCUUCAUUGUUGGCUUCUCCAUCUUCAUGGCUCUGCUGUUGCCAAGAUGGCUUCGGGAAGCCCCAGUCCUGCUGACCACAGGCUGGAGCCCCUUAGAUGUGUUACUGCGCUCGCUGCUCACAGAGCCCAUCUUCCUGGCAGGACUCUUGGGCUUCCUCUUAGAGAACACCAUUCCUGGCACAAGGCUUGAGCGAGGCCUAGGUCAAGGGCUGCCAUCUCCUUUCGCUGCCCAAGAGGCUCAGCUGCCUCAGAAGUUCAGGGAGAAGGCUGCCAAAGAGUAUGAGCUUCCUUUCCCCAUCCAAAACUUGCGUCCCUACAUCCCUCAGCCCCUCCGUUGCCUCUGCCCACUGCCUGAAGACCCUGGGAAUCAGGAAGGAGGGCCCUCUGAGCCAGGAGAGACAGCCGACUUGUUGCCUGGCUUUGGGGAGCAGUGUCCUGAGUCUAGAAGAGAACUUGGGUCCCAGUGAUUACCAGUACUCCUACUCCUGCCCUGGUUAGUUUACCCUAUCUCCCAGCUUGCUGGAGGGUGAGUUCCCGGGUUCUAAUUUCUCCUAGGAAGAAGGUGUGUGUGUGUGU